CAUGCGCAGAACAGCCAAUAGGAACAAAUAGACACUUGAAUUACAAUAUGCUGAAAUAUUAUGAUGGAAGUUUUGCCCAGCCACGCCACAAAUGAAGUACCUACCACAGCUUUUCUUUUUUUUUUAAAAAAAAGAAACAAAAUUUUGACCCAAUAUGGCGGAGGGUUUCACCCUGUUUCUUCUGUCUGGGAUGCUGAUGUGUGGACUGCUGCUCCACACGGUGUCACAGCAUGGAGCCAAUGUUGAUAAGCCCAGUAAGAAGCCCAAUUUCAUCAUCAUACUGGCAGAUGAUAUAGGCUGGGGUGACCUGGAUGCUAACCAGCCUGAAGAGAAGGCAAACAACACACCUUACCUCAACCUGUUGGCCGAGCAAGGACAAAGAUUGACAGACUUCCAUUCUCCUGCCUCAACCUGCUCCCCAUCCCGUGCUGCCAUCCUGACCGGCCGUUAUGGCCUGAGAAACGGGGUGACUCAUAACUUUGCUGUAGGCUCUGUGGCCGGUCUGCCUCUGUCUGAAGUCACCUUGCCCCAGCUCCUACAGAAGGCGGGAUAUUACACCGCCAUGAUCGGGAAAUGGCAUCUCGGCCACAAUGGACCAUAUGGUCCAAUUAACAGAGGUUUUGACUACUACCUAGGUAUUCCUUACAGUAAUGACAUGGGCUGUACUGACUUACCUGGAUAUAAUUUGCCACAGUGCCCUGCCUGUGACUCAUCUGGACCUCAAGUGAUCAGAUUGAAGAGGAGUGUACAUGGAGGCUGUUAUUCCAAAGUGGGCCUUCCUCUGAUUGAAAACAGCAGUAUUGUGGAGCAGCCGCUCGACCUGUGGACGCUAACAGAGCAAUACAAAUCCACUGCAACCAGGAUUAUACGCAAUGCAAGGGAGCGAGGACAGCCCUAUCUCCUUUACAUAGCGUUGGCUCACAUGCAUGUUCCCCUGGCCCCUCCACUCCCCCCAGAAGUCUCUGCUGCCGGCCGUCGCCCAGAUGACAGCAAAGUGUACACUGCCAGUCUGCGAGAGAUGGACAGCCUGGUGGGGGCGGUAAAGAGCGCCUCUGAUGACACAGACAAAGACAAUACUCUCAUCUGGUUCACCGGUGACAACGGCCCUUGGGAACAGAAGUGCCAGUUUGCAGGAAGUGUAGGCCCUUUCAUGGGAAAGUGGCAGACCAGCAGAGGUGGAGGCUCAGCUAAGCAGACCACCUGGGAGGGAGGUCACAGGGUGCCAACUGUGGCUUAUUGGCCCGGGAGGAUCCCUGCAAACACCAGCAGCUCAUCCCUGCUCAGUGGUAUGGACAUCUUUCCAACCCUUCUGUCCCUGGCAGGGGUAACUCCCCCCUCAGACCGACGUUACGAUGGCAUUGACGCCACAAAUAUCCUCCUGCAUGGUGAACAGACUGGUCAUGAGUUUCUGUUCCACCCCAACAGUGGUGCUGCAGGGACGUUUGGUGACCUGCAGACAGUUCGAACAGGGAAACACAAAGCUUUCUACAUCACAGGUGCAGCUGAGGCGUGUGGUGGUGCAACAAGAAGGCAGCAGCUCCACGACCCGCCGUUGGUAUUUGAUCUGGAGCGCGACAAGCCUGAGGAAACACCCCUGGAAGUGGAGACACCUGAAUACCAGACAGUAGUGGAAAAGAUCACCCGCAGGAGGGAGACGUUGUUGUGGGACAUUGCCACCGACAAGUCAGUGUCCACAGCAGACUACAGCACAGACGCAUCAGCAGCGCCCUGCUGUGACCCCCGGCAGGCUGUUUGCCGCUGCCACACGCAGCGCUGAGGGGUGGCGAAAUCACACACACACACGAUAGGCUGAAAGAGAGCACACAGAUGUAAGCAAACGGAUAUGGAGACAAAUACCUACUUUAGAUGUGCUCAGCUGUUAUGUGAAUAUGUUUUUUGAGAGGUCCAAUGUCCAGAUAUAGCAGGAGACGUGCAAACAAGCAUAAAGAAGAGUAUUGGGAGGUCAAUAAUUUGGGGAAAACAACAUCUAUCAGACAGUAAAGACAAAGCUACAAUUUAUGAAUUUGUUGCAGUUUAGUUUGUUAGUUAAUGUUUGUUGAUGUCCAAAACCUUAACUUUAUUAUUAGUAUUAUUGUGUUGGAUAUUUGAUGAGAUUUGAUGCAGGAACAUUAGCAACAAAAAUUAUUAUUAUUUUUUUUUUUUGUUAUUAAAACUACAACACAGAAGUUGAAUUACUUCUCAGCUUUAAUGAGUCUCUGGUUGAACAGUUCAAGCAUGUGGGUGUCCUAACAGCGCCACCUUUUGGCAAAUGAAAUGGUAUUACCAUGUUACUUAUUACAACAGUCCUAUAUAUAAAUGUUAUAUAUACAUUAUACACACAGUAAAAAUCCUCAAUAUAAUCUAUAUAUGUACGCAUGGUAAGUGUAUGCGUUGAUGUGUAAUACUUAAAACAUUUUUGCAAAAAGAAUAUUUAAUACAUCAAAGUAGAAAUGACUGACUUGCAUGUUAAUGUACUGUAUUCAGCAUCAUGUAGUAAAUAGGAAAGAUCUUCAAGAUAUCACUGAGAUUGAAGGACCUGUAACUUUGUCGCGUACAGCUUCACCAUCAAGCUUUUUCACAGUUAGCUGUCGACCGCUCCUCCUACAGAGCAUACUCCUCCACAUACAUUAUCAGGUUACAUUUAGGCUCAUCUAUCGCUACCAGAAUUAGUAUGACAGCUGCAUCUGCAAGUCAUAUAAUACUUACUGCAUGUAACAUGAUUUAAAUAGUGUAUCACACUUUAAUCCUUUUUCCUUCUUGAGUAAAUGACUGCUCCUCGUUACUGAGGUGUGACACAUUUAAUGCCCAUUGAUAAGCUCCCAGAUUCCAGAGGCCUGAUUGACAAAAGAA
Messenger RNA from Sander lucioperca (pikeperch), 2850 nucleotides. RefSeq names its product arylsulfatase G (gene arsg). Lineage: Eukaryota; Metazoa; Chordata; Actinopteri; Perciformes; Percidae. The transcript is spliced from 11 exons. Gene Ontology annotation, molecular function: arylsulfatase activity. Bases 155 to 1777 code for a protein of 540 amino acids. The record is from RefSeq and is a predicted model, not a curated record.